ACCAAUCAAAAACCAACAACAACGACGACGAAGACGGUGACGGAGUGACGAUCACGGAGCAAGAAAAAAGAUUGUUUGUUUCGCUGCAAACCAAGCGCCACCAAACCAUCGGAUCGGGGUGGAUGCCGUGAAGAAAAUAAUUGUAAGACAAUCUCGAAGUCGAAAGUGUGGUUACGCGACGCUCUCCGACGGCCACCCGGGUAGGCAGGAAGGCAGAUAGGUAGGUAGGCAGGCACUACUACUCUUAGUCGGUGCAGUGCAGUGCAGCAACAAAUAUGACCGAAUACAAACUGGUGGUGGUUGGGGCUGGAGGCGUUGGCAAAUCCGCCCUUACGAUACAGCUCAUCCAGAACCACUUCGUGGACGAGUACGACCCAACCAUCGAGGAUUCUUACCGCAAACAGGUGGUAAUCGAUGGCGAGACUUGCCUGCUGGACAUACUGGACACUGCUGGUCAAGAGGAAUACUCCGCUAUGCGUGAUCAAUACAUGCGAACCGGUGAAGGUUUCCUGCUCGUGUUUGCUGUCAACAGUGCCAAAAGCUUCGAAGAUAUAGGAACCUAUCGAGAACAGAUCAAACGCGUUAAGGAUGCCGAAGAGGUUCCCAUGGUGCUGGUUGGGAACAAAUGCGAUCUACAGGCGUGGGCUGUCGACAUGAACCAGGCGAGAGAUGUGGCGAAACAGUACGGAGUUCCCUUCGUUGAAACGUCCGCCAAAACCCGGAUGGGGGUCGAUGACGCUUUCUACACGCUCGUGCGUGAGAUCCGCAAGGACAAGGAAAGAGGGAAGAAGAACCGAAAGCACAACAAGCUCGGUUCGAGCCGCCGCUUCAAAUGCGAACUAUUAUAAUAUGUGUAAUAUGUGUUCUGUUUUCGAUAUAUGCAAAACAUUAAGUGCUGCCUGCUCUUUACUUUUGCGUUAUCAAUCUGGCGCGCAUAGAGAAGUGACCGCACAAAUCAUAAACUCAAUCUGUAUUUGUUACCGUCUCCUACGGUUGAGAGAAACGAAAAUGAUUUAAGAACAAAAGCAUACUAAUUAAGAUAUCGAGGAAAAAAAACUAUGAUCUACUACAAUUAUUAUUAGUGUAACAAAAUUAUACCCUUUGGAGAAUGAAAACAAGAAAAAAACAAGCUAUGUAAUCCCAGAAAUGAGAGAAACAAAAGGGAAACAAAAUCAACCCGAAUCCACGAACAAAAAAAAAACUCGUGAGAACACGUAGACAAAAUACGAUGGUAACCAUUAGCUUUAAAAAUCUUAUUCUUUACUACGCAAAUGUAUUUUAAAUUUCCCCCACUUUUUAUUAUCAGUGCUAUUUAAAACUAUAGUUGUCAUAAUCACUCUAGCAAAACGAUACGUCGAACAAUUAAUCAGUAAUAGGAGAGAUUUUCGCUAACUGGAUCCGUUCCUCCAAACCAUGUUUUAAGAAGAUGAAAAUAAAAACAAAAAUUCAAACUGUAUUACAAAAUAUUCAACAUUGAACUGACGCAUCAUUGAUAAUUCUGGAAAAUAAAGAUUACUUCGUCUACUUAUUAUA
Toxorhynchites rutilus septentrionalis is the source of this 1533-nucleotide messenger RNA. Its product is annotated as GTPase HRas. NCBI's taxonomy places the organism in Eukaryota, Metazoa, Arthropoda, Insecta, Diptera, Culicidae. Gene Ontology annotation, molecular function: GTPase activity; GTP binding; GDP binding. Gene Ontology annotation, cellular component: plasma membrane. The record is from RefSeq and is a predicted model, not a curated record. Gene Ontology annotation, biological process: epidermal growth factor receptor signaling pathway; Ras protein signal transduction. The transcript is spliced from 4 exons. The coding region runs from base 276 to 848 and encodes 190 amino acids.